CCCCACGAAAGACCGGGAGACCAUGACAGUUAUAGCUGCUCAUCAAGUGGAGUCGAAGAGAUACGCGCUGUUGCUUGCGGCGAGGGACUCCGACUAUGUCAAGAAAGUAUAUGGAGGCUACUUCAAUGUCUUUGUCUCCGCCUUUGCAGAAGAAGGGGAGAGGUGGGAUCUGUACAGAGUGGUGGAAGGGGAGUUCCCGGAGAUGAGCGAGCUGGACAAGUAUGACGGCUUUAUAGUGAGCGGAAGUCCUUACGACGCCUACGGGAAUGAUUACUGGAUCAUCAAGCUCUGCUUCCUCCUCCAGACUCUAUUUGUGAUGGAGAAGAAAGUCCUCGGUGUUUGCUUCGGCCACCAGGUGCUGUGCAGGGUACUGGGGGGCAAAGUCGGGAAGUCAUACACGGGAUGGGACAUCGGCCUCAGGAAAGUGAGGAUAGUGAAGGACUGCUUGCUCAGCGACUUUCUGGAACAAGACCAACAAGAAGAAGAAGCUGCAGCAAUCCCGAAAUCGCUCACCAUAAUAGAGUGUCAUCAGGAUGAGGUGUGGGAAGUCCCUUCGGGUGCUGAGAUCAUCGCCUUCUCUGAGAAAACCAGCAUCGAGAUGUUUGCGUUCGGCGAACACAUUAUGGGCAUCCAGGGGCAUCCCGAGUACACCAAGGAUAUCCUUUGCAACCUCAUCGACCGCCUCCUCAGCAAUGGCUGCAUCGAAAAAGGUUUUGCUGAGAAUGCAAAGUUGGCCUUGGAAAUAUCGGAACCGGACCGGAAAUGCUGGGAAAGGAUCUGCAGAAUCUUCCUCAAAGGCAGGAGAUGAUAGAGGGGUUUUCCCCUUAAGCUUUUUUACUAUGCUUAAUUUUUUUGGGAAAUAUGUAUAGGGUUUCCUUCUAAUUAUGCAACUUGAUCCACUAACCUGGCUUGGUUAGCAAAAAUGAUGUACUCACUUAUGUUGAUAUAUAAAUAAUAACAUUAACAUCAAAGAAUAUAUACGUGUAUCAAGAGAGGGUGUAACGCAGUAGCAUACCUCUCACUUGGUAACCAAGAAAUCAUAGGUUCGACACUCAA
This is a messenger RNA of Punica granatum (pomegranate), 1056 nucleotides long. Lineage: Eukaryota; Viridiplantae; Streptophyta; Magnoliopsida; Myrtales; Lythraceae. The record is from RefSeq and is a predicted model, not a curated record.